AUGCUUCCGAUUUGGCUGCUUCUUGGGUUUGCGCUUCUUGGCGCAACUUCAGGUACAAAGAACAGAAACAAUAAAAUCGUUAUAUUUUCAAGCCGACUUCUCACAUCCCGCUGUCGUUCCCGAUUUGCAAUUGAAGAACUCCCACUUGACAAAGUCGAGCUUGACCAAAAGGUUCAGUUAUGAACUCUCCCAAUUGAUUAAUGAAUUCGUUAUUUUCAUUUUCAUUAUAAGUUUGGCUUUGAAGUUUAGAAUAGCUCCUGUAAAUUUUAUGGUGACGGAGGCCAAGAACUUGUGAUGAAUAUUCAUAGAGUGUUUCUUUAAAAAAAAAUUCGUUAAAAAAUCAACAGUUGCGUUCGGGCGUGUUUUCUGCAGCUUAUGAUAAUAAGAAUGAAUGCUGAACGUAUAAAAGCUAAUUUAUAAUUUUAAAAACAAUCAGUCCUUGAAAAAAAUUACAAAUAAAUCAACGUUUUUGAACAUUUUGAUAUUUGUUUCUCAAACUGAAGGGUUUCAACUUUAACGCGUUUUGAUAGCUUAUCCAAUUAUUCUCGGCAUCAUCUAAAACGUUCAGAAUCAAUCUGUUAGAACGACUGCCAGCUUCACUAACCGCAAUUCAUUACGAUAUUUGGAUCAAACCAUACUUCCCAGCUCCUGGCGUCACUUACGACCCGAGUAAGUUUUCUUAUCAGCCAACUCAAAUUUUUUUCAAAGCUCUUGCAUUUUUUUUUCUCAGAAAGAGCCAUUUGAAUGCAAUACUUUCCCAUGAACCAUUAGAUCAAAGGUUGAUAAUAUUCUGAGAAACAUAAUCUCAUUUAAUUGUCAUGCUAAAAAAUUUGACAUUCCACUUAUCUUAUCAACUGAAGAUAGAGCCGUCUGACCAUUCGAAACAUAGAUCAUUUUUGAAAAGUUCAUUGGUGAAUUGUUACUGCAUUCGAAUGAAAUUACAGUUCAUGGAAAGAGCUAAUGGAGGAAAUUGAGGAGAAUUUUCCAGGCCGAGACUUCACCUUUGACGCUAAAACGACAGUCCGGGUGAAGGCAACUGAAGACGCGGGGAGCAUCGUUCUCAAUGCUCGAUAUUUGAACUUUAGCAGUUAUUCUGUGGUUCGGAACGAUGGUCAGACUGUUCCCAUUCAUGGAUUCUGUAAGUAGGACUUCAUGACUUCAAAUUAAAAGUUCUAAGACUACAACGAUACGACUGAACAAAUCAUACUGAGCCCUCGAUCUGUGACCAUCCAAAAAGGAUCUGUAUACGACGUUUCUUUCGUUUAUACGGGACUCAUCAACUAUUACCAAGACGGCGGACUUUUUUAUACCAAUUAUGUGGAUCCUAGCGGCCAGAAACAGUGAGUUAAACUAAUUGUGUUUCCUGACUGUUUUUUUGCUUGCCCCCACUUGCUGAAAAAUUAUCCUAAAAACAACAAAACUGAUGGAAAACUUUUUAGUUGGAUGGUGGCAACUCAGUUUGAAUCGACAGAUGCCCGUCGAGUCUUUCCUGGUUUAGAUGAACCUUCUUACAAAGCGGCAAGUUUAUUUUGAAAAGUGACGUUUUCUGCGAGUUUUUUUUGAGUUUCUUUGGCUCACGAAAGCUUGGAAGAUUUUGAAAAAGCUCUUCUUUCAGACAUUCAGUAUCACUGUUGCUUAUCCAACUUCACUUGUCGUCCUGAGCAACAUGUACGAAGAUGAUCCGACAACCCUGGAGUUAGCAGAAGCACCAUAUCUUUUAAAAUUUAUUUUUCAGCAACGGCUACUCUCAAGUCGCCUUCCCGAACACUCCAAGAAUGGCAACCUACCUUGUGGCUUUCGCUAUCGGGCCUUUUGUGUCUUUUGAAUACAUGAAUGAAGACCACACUUUGGUAUUUUCUCGAAGGGUAUCGAUCUUCAUUUCGAUUUUAGGUCCGCUCUUGGGGCUGGCCAGGUACUGAGCAAUAUUUGAGCUUUGCCGCAAUGAACGCUGGUUUUUGUCUGUAUCAAAUGGGACAGUACACUGGAAUGCAGUAUCCUUUAGAAAAAUCUGGUAUGCUUUUAUCUAUUUUUCUGUCUUACGCUGUGAACUUUUUUAAAAUGUCGCUUUGAUUCACCCACAUUUAUUAGAAUUGACUCUAGUUAUGAAUUUUUUUGAAGUGUUCAGUUUUCAAAAAAAUUUUCUUCAUCUCUAUUCAAUUUUUAGGGCUUGAUGAAGUACCGGAAAAUAGUAAAUUCUGCUGGCAAAGCUUCUUUAAUUUUUUUAUAUUUUGAUAGUUUCUUCGAAGUUAAUUGGGAAUCUAGACAUUUUGAGCUUUAGUAUGACAGCUACAGUAUGACACUUUCUGUCAGAAUUCUCUCACGAUUUCCCCGUUUUUUUCGCCAAAUAUUGCUCCUCUUGGCGACAUCAAGAAAUUCUCAGUUGUUGAUAAAAGUUUUCUUGAGUCAAAACUGAAAUUUCAAUUUAUCAGAUCAACUCGGACUUCCGGAGUUUCCAGCAGGAGCCAUGGAGAACUGGGGUCUUGUCAUUUACAAGUAUCAAUACAUCGCCUACAACCCAACAGUUUGUGAACUUAAUUUUUUUUGUUCGACUAAUAUGAACCGUUUUAGACUAUGACAACCGCUGACAUGGAAAACGCAGUGAAAGUCAUUUGUCACGAGUUGGCCCAUCAGGUUUUGAUUUUUGAAAUGUACCAAAAUUUUCACAAAUUUCCAGAGAAAAUUCUUUUUUUUUUCUGCUCUAGUUUUUUGAAAAAAAUUUUUACAGUGGUUCGGAGACUUGGUGACGCUGGCGUGGUGGGACGAUUUGUUCUUGAACGAAGGCUUUGCUGAUUAUUUCAUGCGGUACAUUCAAGGCAAAGUCUACCCCAAUCAAGCUGUUUAUUUGGUUUGUGUUGAUGGAUUCCUUCAAGAAACUAGUAAUUCGUCUCAAACAUUCAUUUUACGACAGUUUCGAUUUCACAAGUUUCAUUUAGGAUACCCUCCAUGUGCGAGAAGAGCUAGAGUACGCCUUACAAGCCGAUAUUGCGCCAUCUGCCCAUCCUCUGGUCGCUCCUGAUGGACCUCAUUUCGAUUGUUUUUUUCAUAUUCAUCCUGAAAAUUAGUUUUGUUUACAGUAAUUACUUAUCGCAAAGGAUCAUCGAUGCUUCGAAUGUUGUCCGACGUCUUGGGAGAAGACGUUUUCCAAGCUGGCUUGAAGUCUUACCUCUACAUUUAUCAGUACUCCAAUGCGAAUCAUGAAUAUUUGUUUGAUGCAUUAACAGAGGUGAGCCGCGGUUUUUGGCUGAGCCUGAAAAUGUGCGAAAAAAAAAGUCGAGCUUUGCAUUUGAAAAAAUAUAAAAAUUUAAAACCUUUUUUCAUUAAAUGAAAGUCACCUAUGAACUUUUCCUGUUCUAUAGAUUUUAUGUUUUCAAGCUUUUGCCUUUUUUAAAAACUUUUAAGACUUAAUUUCUCGGAAAAUAAGGUCUAUGGAAACCAGAUUAAAAUAUUAUUAUUUCCUUCACCUGUCAAAAUAUGUUCCAAAAAAAUAAUUCAGUUUUUUUCUCGUUAAAAAAAUUAAAAUUUUGAAGGCCGCACAAGAAGCAAGAGUCACAGACUGGUGUGGAAGACCGUUUAAUGUAUCUGUAUUCAUGGAGCCCUACGUCCACCAGACCAACUUCCCACUCAUAAACUUUGUCAACAACGACUUCAACCACUACGCAACUUUUUCUCAAGAUCCUUUUCAAAGUAAGUCUUUUCCGGGAACAUCGAAAUUCAAGAAAGUUUUUGCUCGCAGAUUCGUCAAGUUUGCCACAGACCGACUGGAAUUAUUAUUGGCCGAUUCCUCUAAGAACAGUGAGAUACGACAACUAUUCCUAUGUGCAGCAAUGGAUCGUUCCCAGUAAGAAAACGAUUUUUUCGGAUGGUCAUUGGAAAUUCCAGGUAACCAAGCUUGCACAGGAGUAGGAGAAAAGAAAGCGUUGCAUUGGGAAGUUGCGGAUAUCACUACGGCUGCUUACGGAAGGUGGAGCGCAUGCUUGAAAAACAUUUGAAUAGUGACCGAAUUUGAAUCUUCGACUUAAGAAUGAUUCUUUUUAGAUUUUGCGAGAAGAAUACUCAAAAAUUAAAUUUUAGAGUGAAAUACGACGACGUCGGGUUCGAUCGCCUCAUUCAGAAGCUUCAGACGCAAAGCAUACCUCCUCAAGUGAUGGUAACGCUUCUCGGGGACGAAAUCGCCUAUAUCGCGUAGGAUUUUGAAAGAUUGAAAAAUACUCAGAUCAUUCUUUAAAAAAUGAGUCUUGCCUAUUUUUACGAUUUCAUAUGGUUUUUUUUCGAAUUAGAGGUUUUUAUCUCGAAAGUUUGGAAAAUUCGUUGGCUUUGACUUUUAGUCUUCAUCUGCUUUCACAAGAAGAAUGCUGGCAAAUUAAAGAAAUGAAACAUUUUCAUCCCCAAAACGCAGAGAAUUUCCUUACAAUGCACAAACUGAAGUAGUAGAUAGAAAUACAAGUUUGACUGAAUUUAGGCGCCAACAAGCGACGAACGCUCCGUUUUCCUACGACCGCUUCUUAACUUUGGCCGUGUCAGUGUUCAACAUCCAAAGCUUCAUCCACCAGCCAAGCUUCUCAGCUGGAGACGUGGCGUAUUCAACCUUGGAAGCAAUCUCUACACAAUUGAGAGAUCAUAUGGAUUAUCCACUCAUCAAGGUUUUCUGCAACUACAUUUCCAUAAAAAUUAUAUUUCAGAGAUUGCAUGAGAAAAUUUUCUCGAACUCGUAUCAACAUAUCCCAUGGAUCAAUACGGACGAUUGGGACAAAGAGUGAGUAAUUUUCUAUUGACGUCAGUGGAAAAAAAUGCUUCCAGUACGUUCCAAGCAAGUUUUCUACCAUUGGCGGUGAGGCUCAAUAUUGGCGACUCUGCAAAUCGUACGCUUCAAAUGUUCGCCAAAAUCAAGACGGCAUGCGCUCAGAGUUCGAAUGGCACUGCCUGGUGCAAUCCGUGAGUUCGGACCAACUUUCCCAAUCGAAAAAUUGUUUUUCAGAAUCCCAACCAACUUCAGGAGGGCCGUUUAUUGUGGAGCAGUCAAAAACUCCGUGCAAAUGGCUAAUGAUAACUUUGCUCAAGUUCUGCAGUACUACAACGCUGAAGUCGUCACUAACCCCUACUUCUAUCAAGAGUAUUUGGCUUUGCUUGAAGGCUUGACUUGUACAGAGGCUUCUUCUACGUUGAAAGUGUAAGAUUUUUAUCCAGUUUUUAGCUCUUUCUAGUGUAAAAAUGAAUCUUUCAUAGGCUUUUAAAAUCUUCGAUUAUCCAGAAAAAGUUUUUAGCGAUCCUGAACAAUCUUUUUAAUAGGUUUUUUUUUCAAAAAAACGUUCCAAUUCUGAUUUCAGAACAAUUCGAUUGUUUUUGAAAUCUCCCCUGAACCCGAACGUCAUCUUCAGUUGGUUCAAAACCAAUCCUUACGCUUCGGAUGCUCUUGCUUCUUAUCUCAAUGACCGACCUUCAGAAGUUUUCUUUUUAUUCAUAAUGAAAUAUAGUUCCAAAUUUUUUGAGGUUUUGAAUUUCACUGGAUUGGAUGCGUACCUCGACGCGAUGACCUACAAUUGGAGAUCAGAGAAACGAUUCUUACAGGUUUUUUUCUAACUGCAAAGAAAAAUUGUUCUGCUUUUUCAGCUAAAUCGAAUUUUGAACACGCUUCAACUGAACACAGCGCAACAACGAGUUUUCAAUAAAUACCUUCUGAGAACACAACAACAAGUUAUAUUUUUGAUAGUUUGAAAUGAUCAUCUUUAUAUUGUAGGUGACAUAUAACACCCGCUAUUUACCCAGACUUCUGAACUGGCUUUAUGAUAAUUUGGUGGUACGUGGCGAAACUCCGUGGACGCAACGGUUGGUUCCCUAUUUAAAUAUUUUUCGAGCACUAUAAUUCGAAAAAUAGUGGGUUUUCCUUCUUUGGAACGAUAUAUCAUGGUAUAGCUCAUUAGUGACUUUCACAGCAACUCUGAAGUUUGAAAAGCGGUUUAAUUUGAAUUUAAGAGUGAAUUAACCAUUAUUUUUGAGAUAACAUCCCAUUUUUUUUGUCUCAGAGUUUCCGACGCCCUUGUUCCAACUUCCUAUCAACUCACCUUGCAACCAUUUAUUCCUGGAAGCGGCUCCUACGAUUUUUGGUCUAACAUGACUUUUACCGCGUUUUUGACAGUUAGUUCACGGCUACAAACUCACAUCGAAAAAUAACUCAGAUGGAAUUCGACCUGAUAGUUCCGGUUCAAGAAAUACAACUCACAGCACAUCGCUUGCUUAUCGACGUCUCUACGAUUUAUUUGACGGAUGGAACGAAUAAUACGAUUCUCCUGGAUACUGGGAUCCGCAAAGACUACGACAACGCGUUUCUCUACAUUCCGUCUCCAACUACGCUUCAAGAAGGACAUUACACGUUGACGAUGUCUUAUCAAGGAUUAAUUUUCAAUAAGCCAAGCGAUGGAGUUGAUUCCAACUGGAACUUCUACGAGUUUGACGGAAAACAGGGGUUCGUUUGAAAAAUGCCUGGGAAUGCGAAGUUUUGUGCUCCUUAAAGAUGCAAAUUUCAUUUUGUUUUUGGCGUUUUUGGCGUUUUUCAAUAGCAAGAACUUGAUAAGAAGAGUAAUGUGAAGAAAACUAGGAUUUGCGGAACAGUAGCUGAAUAACCUUUUCGAUUCAGAAAAUCACAUUUUUGCCCUUUUUCAUCCAAAUCUAAUUGCAAAAUUUUUUAUAACUUCAUGAAACUUGUUCUCAAUUGCAUGCGAUAGUCUGCAGAAGCACUAAUGCGACUUUUCCAUCGCUACCUCCCCAUUUCUGAAAUCAACCGAAACUAAAGACGGUUUCAGUUGGAUCUUCACGACAGAUUUCGAAGGAGGCCCCAGCGUUCGAUCUUUGUUGCCAUGUAUAGACGAGCCUUCUUACAAAGCGGAAUUCACAGUUUGUUCAUUUUUUCAAUAUUAUGUUGUUCAAUGUCAUCUUAGGUCAGUCUCAUUCACCCCGCAGAUAUGACAGCUUUGUCCAACACUCUUGACACCGGAAUGACUAUACUAGAUAAAGGAUGGGCGCAAACUACUUUCCAAACGACUCCGAAAAUGGUCCGAAUCAAAACCUUCAGCUAUAAUAUUAAUUCUUUCAGUCCUCUUAUCUCUUGGCAAUUUGUUUCGGGCACUUUUCGUCUGUUUCAAAAGUGUCAAAUACGGGCGUCCUUGUGAGAUUAUUUACAUGGACGGGGAUGGAGCGCUAUGGUGAUUUUGGAUUACAGGCAAGCUUUUCAUCCUCACCAGUUCAUUAUAAAUUGAUUUAGGUCAUGGCUGGAACUGUUGAUUUCAUGGCUACUUAUUUCAAUUAUCCGUUCCCUCUUCCAAAACUAGGUCUCUACUAA
Caenorhabditis auriculariae is the source of this 7333-nucleotide messenger RNA. The record is from the annotation of a GenBank genome assembly. Lineage: Eukaryota; Metazoa; Nematoda; Chromadorea; Rhabditida; Rhabditidae.